This is a messenger RNA of Fomitopsis serialis, 1131 nucleotides long. RefSeq lists its product as uncharacterized. Lineage: Eukaryota; Fungi; Basidiomycota; Agaricomycetes; Polyporales; Fomitopsidaceae. Bases 1 to 1131 code for a protein of 376 amino acids. The record is from RefSeq and is a predicted model, not a curated record. The transcript has 3 exons.
AUGCGGUGCUCAGCGAGUGCAGCCCGCAUCCUCACGCUCCUUUCUCUUGCCAUCCUUUUGAACCACUUCACGCUUGUCGACGCCCAAUUUAGCCUGCCAUCUACUGGCACCUCGUCCUCUGUUACCUCGGACUCCACGACGUCCUCCUCGGCUGCGUCUGUCAGUUCUACGCCCGUAUCUAGCACGACGUCGGACACUUCUGUCGCAGAAUCCUCGUCGUCAUCUUCAUCGGACGUCCAGUCGGCCUCGUCAACCUCUUCUCAGGAUGCGACUAGCAGCGCUGCUUCUACCUCUGACAUCGUUUCCUCCUCGUCCUCGACUUCGUCAUCAUCCUCUGUAGAGAGCACUUCAUCUUCGAGCUCCUCUUCGUCCUCGUCCUCCUCGUCUUCAUCGUCCUCUUCGUCGUCCCUAUCCUCAUCGUCUAGUACCUCGUCUUUGACCACGUCGACCACGCCGUUCUUCGCGACCGCCACCCAGAAGUCAACGGCUAGCUACAAGUCGGUCGCCACCGAGGGCAUUGCCAGAACCAGUGCCUCUGCUACUGUGAGUGUAGCGGGCGCUGCUUCCACCGAUAGCUCGGCAUCCUCUUCAAACGGCUUUUUCUCCAACAAAGCCGCCGUUGCAGGCGUGUUCAGUGCAGUCGGCAUCGUCGGCCUGUUGGUUGUCAUUGCUAUCGUCCAGAAGAUCAUCCGGAGCCGCCGACCUCGCUUCGACCAAGAGGACACAUUCUUCGAUAAGUUUGACACGGGCGUCAAGCCUCAGGGUGACUACACGGACUCGCCUCCCGCGAGCGAGCUCGGCCACGGUACGCUGCAGACCGCGGGUGACGGCGCAUACCCGGACCGCUCUAUGCACUUCGGCAUGCCGUCCACCUUCGACGAUACCCAGCCGCGCGACUCCAUUGUCGAGUAUGCUAAAGGCACCGCUAUCGCCGCUGCUCGCUACCAGGAGGGUCCCUACCAGUACGGCGGCCAGCCUGGAGCCUACGGCGGCGAGUUCACCAACGCGCAUUACCAGGCGCAGUUCGCAGACGUCCCCGGCAAUUACGCGUCUGCAGACCCGUAUAGCAUUGCUAGGCCGGGGACGGCUGCCCCGAUGGCGGACCACGGGUACCAUGGGUACGCCCAGUAG